Molecule: messenger RNA, 899 nt
Organism: Gadus macrocephalus (Pacific cod)
Lineage: Eukaryota; Metazoa; Chordata; Actinopteri; Gadiformes; Gadidae
Product: high choriolytic enzyme 1-like
Exons: 1
Coding region: 194-877 (227 amino acids)
Biological process (GO): proteolysis
Molecular function (GO): zinc ion binding; metalloendopeptidase activity
Source: RefSeq, a predicted model, not a curated record
CAAAACCAACCUCAAGGAGACUCUCCAUUGUAGACAUCCAGAGAAGCUCCAGUGCCAGUGCCUAGAAACAAACGGAGAGACCCAGAAGAUGAAGACCUGUCUCAGCCUCCUCCUGCUCUUGCUAGGCCUCUAACAAGCUCAACCUCUGGUGGGAGAACAAAGUGUGGCUGAUGUCCUAGAAGACAAUGAGGACAUGGAUAUCAGCACCAGGAUUCUGAUCUCAAACAACGGCUCCAGUGAGCUUUUGCUGGAGGGUGACUUGCUUCUCCCAACAACCAGAAACGCCAUGAAGUGUUUUAGAAACAACUGCCUGUGGAAAAAGUCCUCAAAUGGCCUUGUGACCAUUCCCUACACAGUGAGCAGCGCCUACACCUCUGCGGAGACGUCAAGAAUUGUGAACGCAUUGCAGUCCUUCCACCAGAGCACCUGCAUCCGCUUUGUUCCCCGCCGGAACCAGUACGACCACAUCAGCAUUCAGAGCAGAGGUGGAUGCUACUCCUCUCUGGGCAGGACAGGAGGCAUGCAGGUACUCUCUCUCAGGAGAUCGGGGUGCAUGUCCUACGGCAUCAUGCAGCAUGAGGUGAACCACGCUCUGGGCUUCAACCACGAGCAGACCAGGAGUGACCGUGACCAGUAUGUCAAGAUAAACUGGAAGAACAUUAAUCCAAGCAAUGCCUACAACUUCGAGAGGCAGAACACCAACAACCUGAACACCCCCUACGAUUACACCUCCAUCAUGCACUACGGCAGAACAGCCUUUUCCAUAAAUGGACGAGACAGCAUCACCCCCAUCCCAAACUCCAGAGUUCAGAUCGGCCAGAGAAAGGGAAUGACCCGGAAUGACUUCCAAAGGAUCAACCGACUCUAUCGUUGCUAAGACCAACAACCAGUUGUCUGCA